Molecule: messenger RNA, 1776 nt
Organism: Lentinula edodes (shiitake mushroom)
Lineage: Eukaryota; Fungi; Basidiomycota; Agaricomycetes; Agaricales; Omphalotaceae
Product: major facilitator superfamily domain-containing protein
Exons: 5
Coding region: 67-1626 (519 amino acids)
Biological process (GO): transmembrane transport
Cellular component (GO): membrane
Molecular function (GO): transmembrane transporter activity
Source: RefSeq, a predicted model, not a curated record
UUAUCUCCGGCUGGAAAAAAGUUACCCUUGUACCAGUCCGCACCCUCCGCAUCUCUCUCAACCACCAUGGCCUCUGCAAUCGUGCUAUCGAAGUUCCCUCCUUCAACGUACGCCGUAGAUGAGGAUAUUUCUGCUUCUGAAAAUGUUACCCAAGUCUUGAGUUCAGUAGAUGAUCCCGAAUUGAAGUUGCCAAAGCGCUCUUCCUUGGUGAUCAUUCUGUUGGCCAAUGCUCUUCUUCAGAUCUCUUUUUUUAUCAUCGUCUCUUCGUCAAACGAGUAUGCGUUACAUCUAGGUGGUACUUCGACAUUUAGCGGUGUUGUUAUCGGUAUACCCACUGUGUUUUCGGGACUGACACUCAUUCCUCUCAUGAAAUAUGAUAGAGGUGGAUAUGGUCUCGCCUUAAAUAUAUCCUGUGCCGCUUCCAUUUCCGGAAUGGUGCUCUAUGCAUGUGCCUACAAAGCAAAUUGGCUAUAUCUCAUUCUCUUGGGACGAAUAACUAGCGGCGUUGGUUUUGCAAUGUGGAUGUACUGCAAGCGCUUUUGCUCUGACCCACGGAUCGUCGGAAUUAGAAGGAGAACCACACUUGCGAGUUGGCUUAUGGUGGGAAACGGUGUCGGUAUGGGGUUGGGCCCUCUAUUUGGUGGAAUCUUCUACAGAUAUGUUGGAUUCGGGAAGGGGACGGGAAAUGUUUGGAAUGGCUUCACUAGUCCGGCGUGGGUUUUAGCAGGACUUUGGGCGGUUUACUGGGUUGCCGUUAGGAUUUGGUUCGACGAUGUGAUCGAGAAACCUUCUAUAGAGUCUGAUCCUGAAAAUAUCGAGCUUGAAGACAAAACUCCUGUACAACUAAUGGAUAAUACUUCGAACGACGAUCCGGUGAACGCUUCGGGGACCUCUUUUCGACAUCAUGUUCGUCCCUCUCCUUCCUCCUCCAAUAUGCCCUCUCGUUCACCGUCUCCACCGACCGAGCACAGCGGCAAGCUAGAACUCGGUCAGUGGGCCUCGGUCGUUUGCAUAUGUUGGUUUGCAAUGGCAUCGUUUUUCAUUCUAGGUGCGUGGGAAGCCAAUAUUCCAGUUUAUGGAUCUGUGGAUCCACACCUCAAUUUCACUCCCUUCUCUGCGGGGAAUUUCCUUGGAAUUGGCGCUCUGGCUUGUUUUCCUUUCUUCGUGCUGAACGUUUUCCUUGCUCGACGGGUCCAAGACCGAUAUACACUCAUGUUUGGCGCAGGACUUGGUGGUGCUGCCCUCAUAGUAUUUCUAGUUUUGGUCAGCCUAGAUAAGACUGCAUCAGGAGGUUCAAGCAACUGGAUAUCAAGUCAGAUAGGUGUUGGAACUGCUCCGGCAUUUUUUAUUUGCUGGUUCGCUGUUGCAUUGGGAUUCAAUGUGGCCAGCACUGUCACAAUGAGUCUGCUCAGCAAGCAAUUACCGCCAACUGUGAAAUGGAAUGGUAUGUCAUCUGUCAUGGUACAAUAUAGCAACUAUCUAGGAAGGGUAACUGGAGCUGUAUGGGGUGGUGCUGGUGUCAGUGUAGGCAUGUCACGGUAUGUUGGGUUAGAGAUUGCUAUUACUGGUAUUGGAAUGGCAUUAGCAUCAUCAGUAUGGAAGCAUCUCAAGGCCAAAACUGGUUGAAUUAUCUGUCUCACACAAAGGCAUUCCUCUUCAAGCUUUAGAAUACCUGCCUAUGUGUGUAUAACGACGUUCGGUCCUACUGGCUUCCUAGAUAGAGAUAGAGAUAGUCUUCAUUUAAUAAAUCGGCCUCGCAACUAUUCAACUCCUGCU